AUGAAGCACUCUAUCGUUGUGUUGAUUCUCGCAAUCGCUACAAGGUAGAAAGCCCAUCUCAAAAGCUCGUGCUGUAUUGCUAACAGUCAAUUUUCUGAAAGCGUCCAAGCCGACCUGCACAAGUCUGCAGCAUGCGUUACCGGCAGGGACGGAUCAAGCUUUGAGCUUCUCCCUAACGCGACAAAAUGCGCCUGCGAAUUCUAUUUCCAGCGCAACACCGGCGACAAGCAGUGGGACCAAUGCCCCGACUGCACUUUUGUAGGUUACAAUCCACACAUUGAGAGUUCUUGA
Messenger RNA from Clonostachys byssicola, 291 nucleotides. NCBI's taxonomy places the organism in Eukaryota, Fungi, Ascomycota, Sordariomycetes, Hypocreales, Bionectriaceae. The record is from the annotation of a GenBank genome assembly.